Molecule: messenger RNA, 3168 nt
Organism: Bufo gargarizans (Asiatic toad)
Lineage: Eukaryota; Metazoa; Chordata; Amphibia; Anura; Bufonidae
Gene: ABHD17B
Product: abhydrolase domain containing 17B, depalmitoylase
Exons: 4
Coding region: 372-1238 (288 amino acids)
Biological process (GO): protein depalmitoylation
Cellular component (GO): plasma membrane; endosome membrane
Molecular function (GO): palmitoyl-(protein) hydrolase activity
Source: RefSeq, a predicted model, not a curated record
CUGGGGACUCCUCCCCGCACCUCCCCCCGGGUCACUCGGUGGUGAGGCUUGGUGCUAGCAGUGCGGAGUCCUGUGUGCUACACUGCGGCAGCGGCUGUGCGGGAUAACGGCUGGGGGUCGCUCUGGAACGUGGAGACGUCACAUUGCGGACGGUGCCGCACGGUUCGUGCCUUGUUGACCUGUGGUGCCGGCGGGACGCUUUGACGAUUGCAUGUCACCCACAACGCGCCAGCUUUUCGGGGUAUGACGCAUAGCGACGGGCGAGAAGGGAGACAGCAGUGACGUCAUUGAGUGUGAGCGGAGUGACGUCACGGAGCGUCCUACAGGCCCAGCAGUCCUGCUCUUCUCAGCCGCGGUCAGCAGAGAUCAAGAUGAAUAAUCUCUCGUUCAGUGAGCUGUGCUGCCUCUUCUGCUGCCCUCCAUGUCCGGGGAAGAUUGCCUCCAAGCUUGCCUUUUUACCCCCUGAUCCAACGUACACCCUUAUAUGUGACGAGAGUGGGAGUCGCUGGACUCUUCAUCUAUCAGAACGAGCGGACUGGCAAUAUUCUGCAAGGGAGAAGGAUGCUAUAGAGUGCUUCAUGACUAGAACCAGCCGGGGGAACCGCAUUGCCUGCAUGUUUGUCCGUUGCUCGCCCAGCGCCAAGUACACACUACUGUUUUCUCAUGGAAAUGCUGUGGAUCUUGGCCAGAUGAGCAGCUUUUACAUAGGACUGGGCUCUCGGAUCAAUUGUAACAUAUUUUCUUAUGAUUAUUCUGGGUAUGGGUCAAGCUCUGGGAAACCAACAGAGAAGAAUUUAUAUGCUGACAUUGAUGCUGCUUGGAUUGCUCUUAGAACGAGGUACGGCAUACGUCCUGAACAUGUCAUCAUCUAUGGCCAGAGUAUAGGAACUGUCCCAUCCGUGGAUCUUGCUGCUCGAUAUGAAAGUGCUGCUGUCAUUCUUCACUCUCCAUUGACCUCCGGGAUGAGGGUAGCCUUUCCAGAUACAAAGAAAACCUAUUGUUUCGAUGCAUUCCCUAAUAUUGACAAAAUUUCCAAAAUCACGUCCCCAGUACUGAUAAUCCAUGGCACAGAAGAUGAAGUCAUUGACUUUUCACAUGGCCUAGCCCUGUUUGAGCGUUGCCAAAGGCCGGUGGAACCACUAUGGGUGGAAGGAGCUGGACACAAUGAUGUGGAACUUUAUGGACAAUACCUUGAGCGGUUAAAACAGUUUGUCACGCAGGAGAUUGUAAAUUUGUAAACUACUCCUUUGUAAGAGCAUUUUCUCCCUGCGGUAAUGGAAGGUUUGCAUAAAGUUUCACGAAGAUGCUGUGCAACUCUCCCAGGCCACCAAAGGGUUUAACCGACCAUGUUUUUCUUUUUUUUUUCUUUUGCUGGACUGUGAGCCAUAGAAGGUUUUUGUUUAGUUUUUUUUACCUGAUGGUCUGUUUGCAAAUUAUAUUGGUUGCCUUAACAGAUGUACAGGUAAUGUGAUCAAGGGGGUGUCCCUUGGCAUUUGCAAUGUUAUAACUCCCCCUGCUUCAGAUCAGGUGCUCCCAUUUCAUAGAAGCCUUUCUUUACCCCUAUCCACAGGUUGGUGGUUUUCUUACAGCAGUGGUCCUAUUGGCCAUAGUGGAUACAAGGAUGGGCCUGUAGAAAAAUAAAGUCCUGUUGACAUAAUCAUUGUGGUGACUAGCCCUGACUGGGCAUUCCCCCUUAACAGCCGUGAAGAAUGGGCCAGUAGAAGAAAAGUCCUGUUGACAUAAUCAUUGUGGUGAAUACCCCUGACUGGGCAUUCCCCCUUAACGGCUGUAAUGAAGGUUUUUAUACCAGUAUUAGAAUAUGUAAUGUGCAGCCAAGCUUCUUUACCAGGCCAUUUGACAUGUACAAAUUCAUAUUGCUGUCUUAUCCACCUCACCCAAGAGUUCCUAGAAGAAUCGGUUCAUUUUAAUAAAAUGGCGCCUCUGUAUGUACUGUAUCUGGACUGAUCAUUCAUGCUUGAAUUACCCUCUAUCAUGGUCAGAUUGACAUUUAUUGGCCUUUUUAUUCCUAUCCUGUAUGCUGAUGAAAUCCUGAGCAUAUCACGGCAGGUAACCUUCUCUUGCCUCUUGUUUCUGCUGGCCUGUUCAGCUCUGAUGUACUUUUUAAGAGGUCUCCGAAAGCUAGGAAGAACGGUCUCGUGUCUUGACUACACAGGUCAUUAAACACUUCAUGCAUGGAAUUCUUUACCACUACUACAAAGUCUGGAUUUACCCGAGGAGACGAGACUGUUCUAUGGCUGCUUUUUCACGUCCUGUACAGAUUAUGGAGUAAACCAGAGCAUGUACUCUUCAUUACAUUGACAAUACUGCUGAUAAAUGUAUACUGCUAGUUUUUCUACAUGUUUUAAUGAGAUGUGGUCAUAUUUGAGAUGGUCCCUUCAAGGAUGGAAUACUGCUGGAUCCAGUGGUGGAGUCCUAAUAAAGGGGUAUCGAAUCUUCGUCGUCUCCUCUGUUGCUGAGCAACAGGCUCUUGAAAUGUAGGCGAAGCUCACUUGGCCACCAUCUCUCAACAAAGUCAGUGCUGGUUUUUAGACCUUCUCUUUGGACACACUGGGCUGGAAUCCACAAACUCCAAAGUGGGCCUCUUUCUUUUUCAUCAGUUACAUUAUAUCUGCCAUAUAUAAAUUUAUUUUUUGUGUGUAACAGUGAUGUGAUGUGACAAAUGUCACAGCCUCUUCUACUCCCACUGACCAUUAGCCAGACAGUGCACUUGCUGGAAUACAUUCAGGUAGAUCAUCCUUAAAGCCCAAGGCAACAUUUUGUAGGCUUUGCUGACAACUCUAACUAGAUUUUGUAAUGGCAAUUGAAUCAUUUGACAACUGGGGAUUCUUUUAAUAUCAACUUAAGAUGCAAUGUUUUAUUCUUUUUAUAUUGACUGAUUAACAAAUUUUUAAUUUUUUCUCCUUUUUCCUUAAGUUGCCUGUCCUUCAGUUUUGAGUUUGCUUCAAGUGUCAAAGAUAAAUGCAACUACAGUACAAUGUAAUGAUAUGUAGUACAGUUUGUGAAUGGAUAAUACACUGUGGAUACAUAUAAAGGCCUUAUUUAGUGUAGUAAUUGUUGUGGCUGUCUGGGAUUGUAUACAGUUUAAUCAUGUAUUAUACAGAAUUGCAUUGGUUUAGAUGUUACCCAGUAAAAUCUAUAACGACUCGG